AUGAGCAAAUGGGGUUCAUUAGCAGGGGAAAUUUUGUGGCCCAAGGAAUUUAUAUAUGUUAUUGAAAAUGAAGGUUGCAAUAAUAAAUUUGGGCAUAGUUAUGUGAUAAAAUAUAAUGGAAAUAUAGUUCAAAAAAAUUUUAAAAAAUGUUUAAAUAAUGUAGAUAAAAUGAUAAAUGCAACCAAGUCUGUAUGUGCAAAUUUAGAACAUCAAAUAGAUGAAUAUGAUCCAGAUAACUUAAAUUAUGAAAAUAAAAUAUCAGAAGAAUCCACAAAUGCUAACCAAAUAUUACUUAGAUUGUCAGAAAAAAAAGAAGGAAUGAAAGAACAACUUUCAAAAAUAAAUACAAUUCAAGAAAAAUAUGAUAUAUUAUUAAAAAAUGAACCAUCUUAUAACUUUCGAUUCGAUUUUCCAUAUUUCAAUAUUCAAGGUAAUCCUUUAAUCGAAAAAAUACAAAAUUCAUAUUUUAACACAAAAAAUGAAGUUCACAAUAAUUGGCAUAUGAAUAAUGUUAACAAUCCUAAUCAAAGUUAUCAAAAUAAUUUUCAAUAUAAUAAAAACCGUGUUGGUAAAACUAAACAUAAUGAAAAUAAAAAAGGAUAUAGAAGUUAUUUAUACAAUAUAAAAGUUAUAGAAUGUGACGAAACAAUAGUAGGGGGUCAUGAGUUUAUAUUUUCAGAAGACAAUUCAAAUAAUAUAAAAAUUAACAAGCUAAUUAAAGAAGGGAAACAUAUAAAAAAUUCUAUAUAUGAAUACAAAGAAUAUUGUAAAGACAUGGAUAAUUAUGAAGAAAAUAAGGAACCAUAUUUUGAAGAAGAAAAAGAAAACAAUCUAAAUUCCAAACAUAGAAAAGGAUAUAAAGGGAAAAAUAAAAUUAGUAUAAAUAAAAGUAAAAAUAACAAUAAGGAUUAUGAAGUUACAUAUGAAACGUUAGGUGUAGUUCCAUAUAGUGAUAUAAUUGUAUUAAAUAAAAAAGAGCUUGAUAAACAAAAUAAGCAAGUUGCCGGAUUUGUAACACCAUUUAUGUUAAAUGGUAAUAUUAAAAAAAUGAUUGAAAAUAUAAAUCCAUAUAAUAAAUAUAAAUUUAAUGAUGAAAUGAUAUUUAAAAGUUUAUGUAAUAUUAUAAAAGUGAUGAAUUAUUUAGAGGAAAAAAAUAUAGUUCAUGGAAAUAUAAAACCAAAUAACCUAUUUAUAAGUAACAAUGGUUUUAACAUUUUAAUUGGAAAUUUUGUUCCCAAAAUUAAAUUAUCAAAUUAUUAUUUUUAUGUUAUAAAUAAAACAAGGACACGUAUGAAAUACAUUUCACCUGAACUUUUACUUUAUAUAAAAAGAAAAACAAAUCAAUUAAAAAAAAAUAUAAAUAAAAAUAAAAUAGUUAGUAUAGAAAAUUAUCAUCUUAUAAAAAAUGAUAUAUUUUGUUUGGGAUUAUCUUUUUAUUAUAUUGUAUCUAUGAAUGAAGAUAUUUUAAAUUAUAUAGAUGAUUAUCGAGUAUUUCAAUAUAAGGUUGAUAAUAUUCGAGAUUAUAUACAAAAACCAGAGUUAUUUUUUCUUCUGAAAAAUCUUUUAAUAUAUGAUCAUAUGUAUAGACCUAACUGGUCCGACCUAUCCAAUCUCAUAACACAAAUGGAUAAAGAACGAGUGUAA
Plasmodium berghei ANKA is the source of this 1644-nucleotide messenger RNA. RefSeq names its product protein kinase, putative. Gene Ontology annotation, biological process: protein phosphorylation. NCBI's taxonomy places the organism in Eukaryota, Apicomplexa, Aconoidasida, Haemosporida, Plasmodiidae. The record is from RefSeq and is a predicted model, not a curated record. The transcript has a single exon. Gene Ontology annotation, molecular function: ATP binding; protein kinase activity. The coding region runs from base 1 to 1644 and encodes 547 amino acids.